Molecule: messenger RNA, 1636 nt
Organism: Drosophila grimshawi
Lineage: Eukaryota; Metazoa; Arthropoda; Insecta; Diptera; Drosophilidae
Gene: Tango9
Product: solute carrier family 35 member F6
Exons: 4
Coding region: 328-1476 (382 amino acids)
Biological process (GO): pyrimidine nucleotide-sugar transmembrane transport
Cellular component (GO): intracellular membrane-bounded organelle; Golgi membrane
Molecular function (GO): pyrimidine nucleotide-sugar transmembrane transporter activity
Source: RefSeq, a predicted model, not a curated record
AUUAAGAACCAGAUGGUCUGGCAAGCUUUGGCCUGUAGAAAUUUACAAUUAAAUUUGCAAUUUUUCCUAGAAAGCUAAACUUUUCAGACUGCGAUUUGUUCGAUAGUCGGGAUUUUUGCAUUUUAAGCCGAUAAAUAUAAAGUGUAAUUUAAUGUACAAUUUGUCUUGUUGCCCGAAUUGCACUUAAGAACGACUCUAAUCGAUUGCAAAUCAUCGGUUGGGGGUUUUUUUUUAUCAUUGCGCAUCUAAAAUUACACAAAGAACGUCAAUAAAAUUAAAUUAAAUUAAAAUUAGACACUAAUGCUGACGCUUAGUUAAGGCAGCAAAAUGGAUCAUCGUGUAUUUAUUACACUGCUCUUCGUAUUGAGUGGAACCCUGAAUGUUUUAGUGAUCAAAUGGAUGAACAUGCAGUUGGUGCAGGGCAGCGAUGGAAAACUGCAUCGCUUUCAGCAUCCCGUCUUCUUGACGUUGCUCAUGUUCCUUGGCGAAUUCCUAUGCUUUGCAGUUUACAAAUUGAUCCAUGCGCUGAUGUCGCGACGCGGCCACUUUGACAGUGAGGAGGAUCACAUUUUGAUACGCGGCAGCACUGAGUUCCAGGCGUUUAGCAUGUUGCUGCCAUCUCUGCUGCGCAGCGUGGCAUCCAUUCUGCUAUUCACCGGCCUGUAUUUGACGUAUGCCACCAGCUUUCAAAUGUUGCGAGGCGUUGCACUCAUCUUUGUGGGCCUGUUUAGCACGAUGUACUUGAACCAAACGCUGACCACCCGCCACUGGUUAGCCAUCUUCACCAUGACGUGCGGCAUCGUUGACAUCUUGGCAUUGGAUGUGCAGCGCGUGGAAUAUGAUAAUCAAACUCUGCCGCAUAAGGAUCACAAUACCAUUCUCACUGGCGAUCUGUUGAUCAUCGUUGCCGAAGUGCUGCACGGUCUACAGUAUGUGUACGAGGAGAAGCACUUGAAGGCAUCGGACUUGAAGCCCAUUCAGGCGGCUGGUUGGCAGGGCAUCUUUGGCAUUGUUAUCACCAUAGUGGCAGCAUCUUGUCUAAACUUUGUGCCCUGCGUUACGCCCUUCAAUGAGAGCUCACGCGGUGUCUUUGAUGAUCUGGGAGAUAUUAUUCCGCAGCUAUGCAACAACACCUGGUUAAUCCUUGCACUUGUCGGCUUCACCUGCUCUUGUGCUAUUUACAAUUGUAUCGGAAUGUCCAUUGCAAAGUUCUCAUCCAGCGGCAAUCGUCUGCUCGCCGAUGGAAUACGUGUCUAUCUCAUCUGGGCGUUUGUUCUCUUUGCCGAGUGGGAGAUUUUGAAUUUGGUCACACUUAUGGGUCUCAUAAUACUGCAAAUGGGCAUCAUGUUGUUCCGACAGGCCAUCUUUCUGCAAUGGUAUCGCGCCGCCUUGGCUCGCUGGCAACGCAUUCGAUACAUGGACUUGGCCGCAGAUGCUGGACCCACGCCCAGCACCCAACCUGCAGACGUAGUCUAAGAUAAUGUUGGUAGAAAGUAUAGAUUUUGUAUAGAAUGUGAUAUGAGAGGCGGGCUGAUAUACGUAGAGCUAUCCAGUUUUCGGAUUGAUCAUUAAAAUUUACUUAUCAAUUGACUUUAGCAUACAAAUAAACGUUUUAAAAACCUAUUGUACUCAAUAA